Molecule: messenger RNA, 2086 nt
Organism: Scatophagus argus
Lineage: Eukaryota; Metazoa; Chordata; Actinopteri; Scatophagidae
Gene: poglut3
Product: protein O-glucosyltransferase 3
Exons: 6
Coding region: 89-1687 (532 amino acids)
Cellular component (GO): endomembrane system
Molecular function (GO): glucosyltransferase activity; protein binding
Source: RefSeq, a predicted model, not a curated record
AUCAUCGGAUAAUGGGCGUGUUUCUGGGCACCAACAUGUCGGCAUAGGAGUUUCUAUCCAAACUUUACAGUCAGUGAUUAGCGGUAGUAUGUUUAGACGUUUAGCAGUGUAUAGUUUGGAGAAUAUGGUGUGGGAGCGUGGCGUAGACUUAGCUAAGCAUUUACAGAAUGUUUUAUUUAGUAAGUUUUUUGUAUUAGUUGUAUUUAUGAGCGUAAACUUCAAGGUUUGUGACUGUGAACAAAUCAGUCCAGAGAGAUGUCUCAUCUGGGGUCCAGGGCUGAACCCCGACAUAGUUUUACCAGUCCGCUACUUCAUUAUUCAGGCGGUCAAUUCAAACGGAGAAAACCUCACUUUGUCUCCAGGUAGAGACACGUUUAAAGUGAAGAUAAGUCCGCUGGACAAGAAGGAGCACAUUCGUAUUCACGUCCCUCCACCUCUGGACAGACAAGACGGGUCCUUCCUGGUGAGGUACCGGCUUUACGGGACUGUGCUGAAGGGCCUGAAGCUUGAAGUCUACCACCAAGAUGCUGCUGUGGCCAAGUCACCCUACACCAUCCAAGGUCCAGUCUAUCAUGAGUACUGUGACUGUCCAGAACUCAAUGCGACCGUCUGGCAGAAUAUCAUGCAGUGUCCUGCUAAGGAGCCUCAGAUUCUGGCGGACUUUAAGUCUUUUCCAACGGUGGACCUGCAGCGUCUCAGACAGGAAGUGCCUCACAGAUUCACUAACAGAGGAGGUCUCAUUCACUACGCCAUCAUCAACAACCAGCUGUACCGCCGUACUCUGGGAAAAUACACAGACUUCAAGAUGUUCUCUGAUGAAAUGCUGCUCUCUCUAACAAGGAAGGUGAGGGUGCCAGAUGUGGAGUUUUACAUCAAUGUUGGUGACUGGCCAUUAGAAACGAGGAGAACGGAUGCCGUUCCAGUCCUGUCGUGGUGUGGCUCUACAGACACACGGGACAUCGUCCUUCCCACUUAUGAGGUCACACACUCCACCCUGGAGACCAUGAGAGGUGUCACCAAUGACCUGCUGUCUGUCCAGGGAAAUACAGGGCCUCCUUGGAUUAACAAAACAGACCGGGCAUUUUUCCGUGGCCGGGACAGUCGAGAGGAGCGUCUUCACCUGGUCUCCCUGUCCAAGGAGAACCCUGAGCUGCUGGAUGCAGGCAUCACAGGAUGGUUCUUCUUCAGAGACAGAGAGAAACAUGUAGGCAGAGCACCUCUUGUUGGAUUCUUUGAUUUCUUCAAGUACAAGUACCAGGUGAACGUGGAUGGGACAGUAGCAGCAUACCGCUUUCCUUACCUGAUGCUCGGGAACAGUCUGGUUCUGAAGCAGGACUCCCAGUAUUAUGAACAUUUCUACAGUCAUUUUAAAGCAGGCACUCACUAUGUGUCUGUGAAGAGAAACCUCUCGGACCUUUUGGACAAAAUCAAAUGGGCCAAAGAGAACGAUGCAGAGGCACAAGAAAUCGCCAGAGCGGGUCAGAUAGCGGCCAGAGAGCUACUGCAGCCGAGCAGACUGUACUGUUACUACUACAGAGUGCUGCACAUGUACUCGGAGCGGCAGACAGGACAGCCAACACGACAUGUAGACAUGGAGCUGGUGCCUCAGCCAGAUGACCACACUGCUGUGUGCACAUGUGAGCGUAAAAACCAGAAGGAAGAAACUAAUAUGAAGGAUGAACUAUGAUGGAGUCCAUCCGUAGUUAUUGUCAUUUUUCUCUCAAACAUUCCUGACAUAUAUAGACAAGAUAUGAACAAUGUGAAUGUUCCUGAUGCUCACAAGAAAAUGUGAAUUUAGCAUUACAUUUAUAAUUGUUAGUAAAGGAAGUUUGAGGCAUGAACUAAAACAAGUAAAAACUUUGUUCUCCGCCACUUCAAGACGAGACUGCAGGAUGUUGUCUAUGUACUAAUGCCACUCUUAGUUUUUAAUACUGUGUUUUGUGUUGUUUUUUGGUACCUUUGUAAAGCACUUGUUAGUAAGCCAAGAAACGGACUAUUACUGUUUUGUAAAUGUGCCUUUACAUUGGAUAUUUUUACAGUAUUGUCUUAAACAUAUCUUAAAUAAAUAUUAUUUUUGACAGUUUAA